GGACAUAUUAUCGCCAUGGGUCUCAUACCAGACGAGGCAAAGUCUCUCCCUCCUCGACUCGUCAACAGGAAUUCGUUGUGGCUGGCGGGUGUAGGCUGGUGCUCCGCGAUGCUUCAAAAUGCCAUUAACCACAGGCCACCGCUAAAAUCAGGUGUUCAUCGACAAGCCCUGUUGGCAACCAUUGGUUGGUUCAUCGGCUACCACAUUUCGAAAUAUGAAAAUUACACUUUCGCCAGACUUGAUCGAGACAUGAACGAGUAUGUAAGACUCCACCCACAGGAGUUUGCAGCAAAGGAAAAAAAGACCUUUGCAGAGAUUGUGGAGCCUUUCCAUCCUGUGCGCUAAGUGUCAGCACCUGGUGAGAUGGAAGAGGGAUGUCGAGAGAAAACACUUGCAGACUACCAUCUGUCUUCAGUGGUCUUUUUGUGAAAUCUUCCUGUCAUAUACUGUGUGAAAUAUAGCUAUGUAAAUAAAAAAAGAGAUCCCAAAUUCAA
Seriola aureovittata is the source of this 494-nucleotide messenger RNA. RefSeq names its product NADH:ubiquinone oxidoreductase subunit C2 (gene ndufc2). The record is from RefSeq and is a predicted model, not a curated record. Gene Ontology annotation, biological process: mitochondrial electron transport, NADH to ubiquinone. Gene Ontology annotation, cellular component: mitochondrial inner membrane. Lineage: Eukaryota; Metazoa; Chordata; Actinopteri; Carangiformes; Carangidae.